AUGGCACAAUUCUGCAUUAGGCUCCUACAUAGUGAAGGGCUUGGCUCGGGGGAGGGCAACCUUUACGGCUCGGGGGAGGGCAACCUUUACGUCUCGGGGGAGGGCAACCUUUACGACUCGGGGGAGGGCAACCUUUAUGGCUCGGGGGAGGGCAACCUUUACGGCUCGGGGGAGGGCAACCUUUACGUCUCGGGGGAGGGCAACCUUUACGACUCGGGGGAGGGCAACCUUUACGACUCGGGGGAGGGCAACCUUUACGUCUCGGGGGAGGGCAACCUUUACGACUCGGGGGAGGGCAACCUUUACGGUUCGGGGGAGGGCAACCUUUAUGACUCGGGCAAGGGCAACCUUUAUGGCUCGGGGGAGGGCAACCUUUAUGGCUCGGGGGAGGGCAACCUGUAUGUCUCGGGGGCCACAUCAGGAUUUUGA
Esox lucius (northern pike) is the source of this 429-nucleotide messenger RNA. Its product is annotated as keratin-associated protein 6-2-like. Bases 1 to 429 code for a protein of 142 amino acids. The transcript has 2 exons. NCBI's taxonomy places the organism in Eukaryota, Metazoa, Chordata, Actinopteri, Esociformes, Esocidae. The record is from RefSeq and is a predicted model, not a curated record.